This is a messenger RNA of Heterotrigona itama, 333 nucleotides long. The record is from the annotation of a GenBank genome assembly. NCBI's taxonomy places the organism in Eukaryota, Metazoa, Arthropoda, Insecta, Hymenoptera, Apidae.
AUGUUGUGCGUGUACGUGUGCUGUUUACAACAGGGACUGUUCCGCCGAGAUUAUUCGUCGACGUGCGAUACGAUGAUAGAACACGAAGACGCGAAGACUAGAAGCGUGGUGGAGUGUAAAACGACAACGGGAAGCUACGUGAAUGCCGAUGUUCUCGAGUUCCUCGAUCCUGUUCGGAUACGCGAGGCAACGCGCUCGUACGACGAUCCUUGCAACACUGACGAAUCGGCCAGAAGGAUGAUGAGACGUUGCUCGAACCGCGGUGUCGAUCACUGCAUGAUGAACGUUCACGUGUACGGGAUACUUGGCACCCGAUUGAAUAGAAUAGAAUAG